Acanthosepion pharaonis is the source of this 1395-nucleotide messenger RNA. The record is from the annotation of a GenBank genome assembly. Lineage: Eukaryota; Metazoa; Mollusca; Cephalopoda; Sepiida; Sepiidae.
AUGAUUGUCUGGUUUAUCAUGUCGUUCCUGAAUGCUAAUAUUGUCGCCAUUUUGACAAGCCUCAUUUUUUCUUUCGAGUCUGUCUGUCUGUCUCUCUCUCUCUCUCUCUCUCUCUCUCUCUCUCUCUCUCUCUUAAAUUUCUACUGGUUCACUCUCUCUCUCUCUCUCUCUCUCUCUCUCUCUCUCUCUCUGAAACAUACACAAAAACACGCUCUCUCUCUCUUUUAUUUCUUACCAAACUUGUUGAAAGGGUCUCUUUCUUCCUUCUUUCAUUUUCUUUCUCUCACUCUUAAUCCUUCAUUUUUAUCUAUCUCUACCUCCCUCUCCUUCUCCUCUCUCUCUCUCUCUCUCUCUCUCUCUCUUAUUUUCACUCGUUCUCUCUCACUUCCUUAUUAUCAUUCUUUCUUUCUAUUUCUCUUUAUAUUUUCACUCUUUCUUCCUUACAGGUUCUUUCUUUCCUCUCUCUCUCUCUCUCUCUCUCUCUCUCUCUCUGCCUUAUUUUCGUUCUUCAACCCUUGUUUUUACUCUUCUGUCUCUUUUCCUUAUUCUCUCUCUACUUCUUCUUUCCACUCUUUCUCACUCUCUUCUCUGCUGUCAAUCUUUCUCUCACCUUUUCUUUUUCCAUUAUUUCUCUCUUUUUAUUCCUUUAUUUUUACUCUUUCUCUCUCAAUCAAUCUUAAUUGUUUAUUUUUAUUCUCCCCCUCUCCUUACAUUUCAGUCUUUCUCUCACUCUUAAUCCUUCAUUUUUAUCUAUCUCUACCUCCCUCUCCUUCUCCUCUCUCUCUGUCUCUCUUUCUCUCUCUCUGUCUCUCUCUCUCUCUCUCUUUCCCUCUAUCUCUUCCUUCUUAUCACGAAAAACAAAAAUCAACAACCAAACCUUUUAAUAUUCACGUUUAUCUCUUUAUUUUCUCUUCCUGUUUUCUGAUAUUCUUUCUACGUCCCCUUCUCUCACUCUCUCUCUCUUUCUUUCUCUAUCUUUCUUUCUCUUUUCCGCUUUCUCACUUUAUCUUUCUCCCUCUCUCCCUUUUUGCUUCCCACACUUUCUAUUCCUCUUUGUCUCUUUUUUUCUCUUUUUUUCCUCCCUCUCUCUCUCUCUUUCACGCCAUUGUUACUGUUUCUCUUUUUUUCGUUAUCUCCGACAUUCUUUCUUUCUGCUACUACUUCCUCUCUCUCUUUCUCUCUCUCUCUCUUUUUUUCCAAUUUAUUCAUUUCAGUUCAAAUGCUGCGGAGUUGAAGGUGGUGUCAACUCAACAUCAUCCUGGGCUUAUUACAAGAGAAAUACUGAGUGGUAUUUCAACCAGACCUCAGUACGCCGUCCGUUCGGAUCGUACCAUCACAAUGGAAGAAUGUACGUGCCUAAAAGCUGUUGCAAAGACAUGUCUCCAGGAAACGUGA